UCUGUUAUUUCUGGUUUCCGUUCUUUUGAUCGGCCUUCAAACCCUAGCCUUGGGAUCGCCAGAAAUGGUCUCCGAUCCCAUUGCCGACCAGUUGGCAUCAUCAACCUUCGCCGCCGCGUACGACCGGAAGGUCAAGCUCCUCUGCAGCUACGGCGGCAAGAUCAUUCCGCGGGCCAUCGACGGCUCGCUUCGCUACGCCGGCGGGGAGACGCGCAUCAUUACCCUCCGCCGCGAUUCUUCCAUCGCCGAGGUGCUCCGGAAGGUGACCGAGACCUAUGGCCGGCCGGUGUUGCUGCGGUACCAACUCCCUGACGAGGAUCUUGAUUCCCUCGUCACAGUUUCCACAUCCGAAGACCUCGAAAGCAUGAUGGAGGAGUACGACAAGCUCACCGCCGAUAGACUUAACGCCAAGCUUCGGCUCUUCCUCUUUUCGCCGUGUGAAGUUGGCGCCAUUGGGGCAGAUUCCUUUAAUCCUUCUUUUGAUCCUGACCAAAUUGGCACGAGGUACAUCGAGGCAGUUAAUGGAUUAAAUUCGAGCAUGAAGAGAAAGAAGUCGACGAACUUCUCUUCGUCACGGAAGUCGGAUGCAAUGGCCGCCACCGUGGUAGUGACCACUGAAGGUAUGGGCGUAAAGACUGUGGUGCAUGACGGCGUGGUGCCUUCUCAUGCAUGCCCCACCUCUACUUCGUCACAUGAUUCAUUCAACUGGGUUUCGAACGAGCAGCAUAACAAAAAUAUGCAGCCAGCAAUUGAUUCUGCUAGCGAAAUAGAGUUGUUGACUUCAAAUCAACCAGAACGGCCUCGUACAAUUUCAAAUGAGAUGAACAAAUUGAGUUCAGGCCAAUUUGGAUUUCCUUCUUUAGAAGGUUGUGUACCAGAAACAUAUGUCAAUGCACAACAUGCCUUAAUGAGGAGUUCUCUAGCAAUGGGCUUCCCUCCUCCGGUCAACCAUUUUAGUCUUCCCGCACAAACAUAUGCGCCAGUGACCCCCAAUGAUGCCCUGCAUUUGGAAAAUCCUAAUCUUGUCACGGCUGUGAAGUUUUCUGGUGAUAUAAAGCAUCAACCCGUGUUCCUACUUCCUCCAUUGCCUUCUGCAAGCUUGCUUUCCCUGAAUGAUUCAACAAUGAGAUUGGAUGAUUGUACUUUGUGUCAGAGAUCUUUACAUCAUGCUCAUUCAGAGAUUCUGGUAAAGAAGCAAGGCAAUAAGCUUAAUGGCAUUGCUCCCGAAGCUAAUGCAAUCUUGAAAAGUCAGCAUUCAGAGGAUUUGACAAGCAUGCAAGCUCCUCAGCUAACAGAUAUUGGAACACUAGAAACUGAAACAGGGACACAAACUGAUAAUUUAGUAGCUGCAGCUCCAUCAAACACCUCUGAAAUUAGUAAGACUGCAACUGAGACAUCACUAGAGAGCGAGAAGACAAUUAUAAGUGUAUCCAAUGUGGAUCUUGAUAGGGAUUUGAUACCACCAGUUUCUGUGGGCAUGGAAAACAACCCACAAUCAUCAUACAUAAUUGAAAUUAAUUUGCACAAAUCUUGUGAAUCAAACUCUCUGCAAACAAAGGCUGAUGGGCCACUAUCCUUGGACAUCAACCCAGAGAAACUCAUCCAACCAACUAUGCUUGAACCUUGUGGAGCAUCCUUGGUUCUACCAAAUUCUACAGUAGGGGAUUCUUUGCAACAGCGAAUGCUAUUGCCAGAGCUUAAUGUGUUUCUUAAGUAUCCUGUUAGUCAAAACUUCAGUAAUCAAUCACUCAUUUUUGAUAAUGCUUUUGUGGAUAAUAAUAAUCUAGUUGGAACUUCAGAUUAUGAAACAAAUAGACAACCAAGUCAUAGAACUGCAAGCACAUUCUCACAUGGCAAUUGUAAACCUGGAAUUUCAGAUUCUAGUAACCUGCUGAGACCAAAUGGAAUCCCCGAUGUCGACACAUCCAAGUACUUAAAGCCUGAACAACAACCACUGAUUAUUGUGAACACUCUUAACACUGGAAUACAGGAUCAGGGGAAUAAACUGUCUGUUAUUAAUCCUGUUAGUAAUCCUGCAGUUGCUCCAGAAGCAAAUGAUGAUGUGUUGAUUAAUCAACAGACAUCUGCACCUAUGGAUGUUGCUUACCUUCAGAAUGUCGAACCUGCUUACACUAGUCAGAUUCCAAUUAUGUCAAGGAUCCAUGGACAGUAUCUAUACUAUCCUGCAGCCAAAGAUGGACCAAGAGGGAUGUGCAUGAAUGUGGAUCAUAGUUUCAGUGACAAUGACAUCAACAAGAAUCCCAUUGUCAAUUUGAGUGACGAGAUUCCUAGUUUAGUCUCCAAGAACAUAUUUAGUGUCCCAGCUAUCAUUCAAAGGGACGGUGAUCAACAUUACACUUAUUGCCAUCCAAGUAACACCGACCAAUUGCAGCAAGUUGUUGACUUUGACUCACUUGUCAGCAACAAAGAAGUGCAGAAAGAUAUAGGAAUUACAUCAGUUCUGCCUCCAGUAUCUGGCGAUAUUUCAAGCGAAGACUCAAUAGCUAUGGACAUGCACAAUAAAGUUUGUCCUUUGAGCUCUACGGUUGCUGUUCCUGCUGAAGAUAUCUUGUGCAACUUACCUAUCCCUCCUAACAUUGAUUCAACCACAGAUCUUGCUUCAUUUAAAGUUGUUCAUAACAAGCAAGAAAUUCAAACUUCCGAAGGGAGUGCAUCAGCAGUGCUGGAACUGCAGCCAUGUGACAUGCAAGUACCUGCUUUAAUCUCUCUUGAAGCAAAACAGAGAACUCCUUGUUUUGAUAAAGAAUGUGGGACAACUGAGAAUAACAAAGACAAACAUGACCAAAUUGAGAUGGUCAAGGCCAAACAAUCAGAGAAGAUAAAGUACACUUUCCACAAUAGAAAUGGUCUUGGACAUCUUCAGAUAAUCAAGAACAGUGAACUGGAAGAGUUGAAAGAGCUUGAGUCUGGAACUUUUGGGACUGUGUAUCAUGGCAAGUGGAGAGGUUCAGAUGUUGUGAUUCAAAGGAUCAGUGAUAGGGUUUUUGCUGGGAAGCCAUCAGAGCAGGAGCAUGCAAAAACUAACUUUUGGAACGAAGCUUGUAAACUUGUUAACUUGCAUCACCCAAAUGUUGUGGCAUUCUAUGGAAUUGUGUUGGAUGGCCCUGGUGGAUCCAUUGCAACAGUAUCAGAGUUCGUGGUUAAUGGUUCGCUUCGGUGUGCUUUGCUGAAAAAUGAGAAGAUGUUUGAUAGGCGCAGGUGUCUGCUUAUUGCUAUGGAUGUGGCAUUUGGCAUGGAAUACCUUCACAGUAAAAAUGUCAUACAUUUCGACUUGAAAAGUGAAAAUUUGCUUGUUAAUUUGGGGGAUAUUGAACGUCCAAUAUGCAAGAUUGGCUAUCUUCUCUCAAAAAUAAAAUUCAAGGCAUUGGUGUCCAGUGGAAUGCAAGGAAUUGUACCCUGGAUGGCUCCAGAGCUUCUUCGAGGCAAAGAUGCCCACUACACUGAGAAAGUAGAUGUAUUCUCCUUUGGGAUUGUGAUGUGGGAGCUCAUCACUGGAGAUGAACCGUUUAAAGACAUGCAUUAUGGAGCCAUUAUAGGUGGGAUUCUGGAGGGCACGCUGCGACCUCCUGUGCCUGAAUCUUGUGAUGCUGAGUGGAGAUCACUUAUGGAGCAAUGCUGGGCCACUGACCCGGAGCUGAGGCCAGGCUUCGCCGAAAUCGCUGGCAGGUUAAGAAUAAUGUUACUUUCAUUUCCUCAGGAAGGAUAAUUUCUAGCAGCAAGGCCAACUUGUGGAGUCAUUCACCAACUAAAAGAGGGCUAAAUUUGCAGAAGCUUGUGUCCAUAAUCCAUGAGAUUCGUGAUGGCUCUUCAACCUUUUUUUUUUUAGCAUCCAUCAUUCUUCUAUAAUUUUCUUGAUUUUUUUUUUCUUGCAACCAGCUGAGAAACAUCGGCACAAUUAUCAGUUUACUAGUGAAUAACGUACUACGGUUCUGGACUUUCCACUACUAUGUUAGUAUCUGGAAGUGUCAGUUAACUGAAUGAUCUGCUAAUGACAAUAUAAUAAUAUAAAACAUAAUGAUGAUCA
Zingiber officinale is the source of this 4045-nucleotide messenger RNA. RefSeq lists its product as uncharacterized. Lineage: Eukaryota; Viridiplantae; Streptophyta; Magnoliopsida; Zingiberales; Zingiberaceae. The record is from RefSeq and is a predicted model, not a curated record. Gene Ontology annotation, molecular function: protein binding; ATP binding; protein kinase activity. The coding region runs from base 65 to 3727 and encodes 1220 amino acids. Gene Ontology annotation, biological process: protein phosphorylation; signal transduction. The transcript has 9 exons. Gene Ontology annotation, cellular component: cytoplasm.